AUGGCCUCCUUCAACGACGAAACCGCCAACAAGUUGCGUACCCAGGUAGAAUUUUACUUCAGUGAUAGUAAUCUACCGAGAGACGACUUCCUCAACAAGGAAGUCAGAAAGAGCAAAGAUGGGCUGGUAAGUCUGGCUCUGGUUUGUUCCUUCUCCCGUAUGAGAAAUCUGCUCGGCCUUGGUAACAUGAGACGCGAAGACAUCCCUGCGAGAAUAGUCGAGGGCGUUGCUAAUGUCUUGCGGACUUGUCAUUUUCUUAAAGUUUCCGACGAUGGGCAAAGGAUCGGUAGAGCAACAAAACUCUCAAAGCCGAAAGAGGUGCUUGAACAAGUCCACAGAAGAACCAUUGCGGCAUCGCCUUUUGAGUACAGCACGAAGAUGGAGGAUGUGUCAUCUUUCUUCUCCCAAUACGCCAAGGUCAACAGUGUGAGGCUUCCUCACCACAUAGGGGAUAAGCGUCUUUUUUCUGGCACUGCUUUGGUUGAAUUCUCCUCUGAACAAGACACUCUAGAUGUUUUGAGCCGGAGCUUGGUCUAUGCCGGCGCUCAUUUAGUAUUAACACCAAAGAGUGAUUUUGACUGUCAAAGAGCGGAUAUGAUCAAGAAACUCGGAAACUCAGCUUCCCACAAGGAAUUCCACAGAGGCCAGCUUCUCAAAUUUACACUGAAAAAAUUAGUCAGUGGAGAAAACGUUAUAAAGAAAGAUAACUCGUGUGGUAGCUUGAGGCAGGAGAGCGGAGAGAAGGUCGACAACGACGCUGAUCAACCCCCAUGGAAUAACAGUGAUUCUGAGGUUUUCAAGGAUGUUUUUCAUAGAUUUGGCAGCGUUAAGCACAUAGAAUACUCUGGUGGAUUGGAUUACGGCUACGUAUGUUUCAUAGAUUCAGACACAGCAACGAAAGCCCGUGCGGCGGUGGAGUUUGUUGGAGGUUUAGUUGUGAAGAAAACAUUCUCAGUAGCAUUAGAAGCAGUGAAUGGGGAGAUGGAGAUACAAGUUUGGAAAAGACUCUCAUCAUUAUCAGCGGAGCAGUAA
Microthlaspi erraticum is the source of this 1032-nucleotide messenger RNA. Lineage: Eukaryota; Viridiplantae; Streptophyta; Magnoliopsida; Brassicales; Brassicaceae. The record is from the annotation of a GenBank genome assembly.